UAAACGUGUCGUAGAAAAUGGCGGAAAUCAUCGUGAAAAACAAACUUAGCCUGAUCAAAUGGCUUAGUUCGGAUCAUGUAAUUCUUUUGCAACAUGUUCAAGUUAAUCAACUUAUACCAACGGCUCAGUAUAGAGAACUGAUGGACAUGACCGGUAAAGACAGAGUCGUUAUCAAACUUCUGGACAUUAUCCUUGGAAAGGGUGAAAAUGUGUGUCGAGAUUUUUUGGAUUUGUUAAAAAAUGAUGAUGUGAAUGAAUUGUAUCCUGAGCUCAGAGAAUGGAUCAAAACAGUGGACACUAAAGACCUGAAAGCAGAAAAAGACUGCAAUAAUGGAGAAAGUGGUAACAGGCCAAAACAAGAGACUGCAACCAUGACAGGACAAUCAGGCACCAAAGUAAGCAGCAAAACCUUUGCAUCUGGUGGCAGCGUUGUAUAUUCGCCUAUCAUAACUGAUGCAAGUCUAGGCCCCAUUGAAAUGAAUAUGACUGUUGCACCCUCUGGCAGAAUUGUCCAGAAACCUGAUAGAGACUGUGAACACAGGCCAAUAAAAGAUUAUCAGAAGUUUCUAAAAAAAAACUUAAGUCUGUUGGUUCAAAACGUGAAGAACAUUGAUCCAAUUAUUGAUGAUCUUGACCUACAUGAUGAAUCAGUUGCAAAUAUGAGAGCGAAGCCAACAGAUCAAGAUAAGAUGAGGAAACUGCUUACCUGUGUGAAUUGUGAAAGCAUUGCUAAGGACCUGUUCAACGCUCUGUGCAAGCAUGAAAAACGUCUAAUGAAUGAACUACUGAACAGCUACUGAAAGUUGUAUUAUUUACCCACCAGAUUAGCAGCAUGUAAAAGUUUUUUUUAAAAGUGAUUGUUCCUGGAGUUUUCCUUUUUUAUAUAAAUUGAGAACCAAGUAUAUUGUACAAACAAGAGUACAUAUGACCAAACAUGUCAGGGAUAUAUAUGCAUUUUACAUAUUAACCUUUUGUAUAGUUUGUACUGCUUUAAAGGUUUUUAUUGUUUCUAAAUAUAAAUAUUUUAAUAUUGAUUUUAAAUUGUUUAAACA
This is a messenger RNA of Sinocyclocheilus rhinocerous, 1052 nucleotides long. RefSeq lists its product as uncharacterized. Bases 18 to 800 code for a protein of 260 amino acids. The transcript has 6 exons. The record is from RefSeq and is a predicted model, not a curated record. Lineage: Eukaryota; Metazoa; Chordata; Actinopteri; Cypriniformes; Cyprinidae.